AAGCAGCUGUCUCGACUACAGCGGAGCGUAAUUCUCUUCCUGUUUGCCUUCUUGGCAGUCUGUGGAGUCAUUUCGUACACAAGCAUGGGGGAACCGUGGAAAAGUCUAACAAACAAAUCAUUGGAUGAUCAGAGAACAGAACCAGAAAUUCCUGGAUUAAAGCUGGCAAAUCCAGCUGUACUACCAGCACCCCAGAAAGCAGAUGCCAACCUUGGAGAUGACCCAGAGCUUUCACCGCAGAAGCCGCCAAAACCUCCUCAUGUUCGGCGUGGUCCUUCAAAUCUUCAUAUCAAGGCACCACGGAGGGAUGUGAGGCUGAAGACCCGACAAGAUACCAGCAGGGUUGUAGAAGAGCUGGUCCAGGCUGAUAAAGAAGAGAAAACGGAGAAAUCCAUUAUCAGCUGGAGAGGAGCAGUGAUAGAACCUGACCAAAACACUGAACCUCCAUCUAGUAAAAUAAAGGAAUCAGAAAAACCUUCAUCUGUGGAAGCUGAAGACCAGAAGGAACCAGUGCCCAUAAAUGAACGUCAGACGGCUGUGAUAGAAGCAUUCCGCCAUGCAUGGAAAGGAUACAAGGAUUUUGCCUGGGGUCAUGAUGAGCUGAAGCCUUUGUCCAAGUCCUACAGCGAGUGGUUUGGACUUGGGCUUACCUUAAUUGAUGCCUUGGAUACCAUGUGGAUUUUAGGUUUAAAAGAAGAGUUUGAAGAAGCAAGAAAAUGGGUAGCAAACAGUUUAGUAUUUGAUAAAAACGUGGAUGUGAACCUCUUUGAGAGCACUAUUCGUAUCCUGGGGGGCUUGCUGAGCACCUACCAUCUCUCUGGAGAUAGCCUCUUCCUGGAAAAAGCUAAAGACAUUGGGAACAGGCUUAUGCCAGCAUUCAAGACCCCCUCCAAGAUACCAUAUUCUGAUGUCAACAUUGGCCGGGGCACUGCACAUCCACCUCGUUGGACAUCUGACAGCACUGUGGCAGAGGUGACCAGUAUUCAGCUGGAGUUUAGGGAGCUCUCUCGUCUCACUGGGGAUGAGAAAUUCCAGAAAGCUGUAGAUGAGGUGAUGAAGCAUGUUCACACCCUCUCAGGAAAAAAUGAUGGACUAGUGCCUAUGUUCAUAAACACCAAUAGCGGGCAGUUCACUCACUUGGGUGUCUAUACUCUGGGAGCCAGAGCUGACAGCUACUAUGAGUAUUUGCUCAAGCAAUGGAUUCAGGGUGGGAAAAAAGAAAAUGAACUAUUGGAAGACUAUAUGAGAGCCAUAGAAGGAGUGAAAAAGCAUCUUCUUCAGACAUCACAACCCAAGAAGCUUACUUUUGUAGGAGAGCUUGCUCAUGGCCAUUUCAGUGCCAAGAUGGAUCACUUGGUUUGCUUCUUGCCUGGUACUUUGGCUCUGGGAGCUCACAAUGGAUUGACUGCUGAUCAUAUGAAAUUGGCUGAAGCCCUUAUACAAACCUGUUACCAGAUGUAUGCUCAAGUAGAGACAGGCCUGAGUCCAGAGAUCGUACACUUCAAUCUUCAUGCACAAAAGGGCCACAAAGAUGUGGAAAUCAAGCCUGCAGACAGGCACAACUUACUGCGACCAGAAACUGUGGAAAGCCUUUUUUAUAUGUACAGAUUCACUGGUGAUAAGAAGUACCAAGACUGGGGCUGGGAAAUCUUGCAGAACUUCAAUAAAUACACACGGGUUCCUACAGGCGGUUAUACUUCCAUUAACAACGUCCAGAAUCCCAGUAAUCCAGAGCCACGAGAUAAGAUGGAGAGCUUCUUCCUUGGGGAAACGCUCAAAUACAUGUUUCUGCUGUUUUCAGAUGACAUAGACUUAAUCAACCUUGACAAAUACGUAUUUAACACAGAAGCUCAUCCACUCCCUAUCUGGGUGCCAGCAUAGACUGGGUGUCAGUAGACCUUCCAACGGUGGCAUUUUUAUCUUCAAGUCACUUUACUUUUCAGGGUUUGAGGAGAGAUGCUUUAUUGCACCUUUUUUGACUUAAAACAAAAAACCCCAAACUUUGGGAAGGCAUCUCUGGUUUGGAGAAGUCCUAUCAGUCUUAAAUCUAAUCCCUUGUUCUGGCAUGGACAAACUGUGCCAUACUAAGCUGGUUUUCCUGGUAUUGACGAUGAGGUUCAGAGAAUCAAUGUAGUGUGGACCACAACA
Charadrius vociferus (killdeer) is the source of this 2148-nucleotide messenger RNA. It is a transcript of the gene MAN1B1, whose product is annotated as mannosidase, alpha, class 1B, member 1. Gene Ontology annotation, biological process: carbohydrate metabolic process; N-glycan processing. The transcript has 12 exons. Lineage: Eukaryota; Metazoa; Chordata; Aves; Charadriiformes; Charadriidae. The coding region runs from base 85 to 1881 and encodes 598 amino acids. The record is from RefSeq and is a predicted model, not a curated record. Gene Ontology annotation, molecular function: mannosyl-oligosaccharide 1,2-alpha-mannosidase activity; calcium ion binding. Gene Ontology annotation, cellular component: membrane; endoplasmic reticulum.